Molecule: messenger RNA, 1582 nt
Organism: Papaver somniferum (opium poppy)
Lineage: Eukaryota; Viridiplantae; Streptophyta; Magnoliopsida; Ranunculales; Papaveraceae
Product: U1 small nuclear ribonucleoprotein C-like
Exons: 4
Coding region: 251-658 (135 amino acids)
Biological process (GO): mRNA 5'-splice site recognition; spliceosomal snRNP assembly; mRNA splicing, via spliceosome
Cellular component (GO): U1 snRNP
Molecular function (GO): pre-mRNA 5'-splice site binding
Source: RefSeq, a predicted model, not a curated record
GGAUGCCAUGAGCACAAGGACAGAUGCACAACAUCGAUGUCUGUGCAUGUCUAUCCGUCAAUAUCUUUGCACGCGCAUCACACGCAAUCAAUUUAGAGAUUUAUUUUUGGUCAUUUCGUACGAUUCAAAUUCAAAUUUCAAAACCACCUACGAACGCUUGCAGGACACUGAUUCAACAGCUACUCUUUCUCUGUCUCGCUCGCUCAAACGGGUUUAAGGUUUUUUCCUCAAAGGGUUCUUGCUUGGAGCCAUGCAUCGACGCCGUCGUCACCAUUCCGGUUCGGCAAAUAGGCCUACACAUGAUCAACAAUUAGAAGCGGAACAAAUCCAAAGUUUGAUUGAUCAAAGGAUCAAAGAGCAUCUUGGUGGUGCAGGAUCCCAACAAGUUGGUGCUGCUUUCAACCAGCAUCUUGACUCUUACCCACAGAGACCUUGUCUUCCAGUCAUGCUUCCAACUGGUAUGCCUGCAUAUGGAUCACAAAUGCCCGAAGCCGAACAAACCCAAAGUAUGAUAACUUUGAUUGAUCGGAGGAUCAAAGAUCAUCUUGGUGCUGCAGGAUUCCAACCAGCUGUUAUUCCAGGUUACGGUGGUCAGCCAUUGAGUCCUCCACCAACUGUGCCUGGGGGAACAACCCAUACUUCAAAUGCCCCCCCCUAAUCCAGGAGCUAUGUCUCAAGGAAAUCCAACAACGCUUGUAAGUGGGGCAGUUGAUGGAUAUAACAGUAACGAAGAUGCCUCGGUUUUACAGAGACCAACUCAAGGUAGUAGUACCACCUCUUCAUGUCUUCUUAACAAUGAGCGAGAGUCUUCGUACCUCGCUGAAUAUGUGCGAGAAGCAAAGAACCUAGCCAAGGGAACUACUGUUCGUUUCGGUAGCUGGAAUGUAGGGUCCUUAACAGGAAAGUUAAGAGAGGUAGUUGAUACUGCGGCUAGAAGUGGUGUAAAUAUCUUAUGCGUUCAGGAGACUAGAUGGGGACGCCUGGAUGAGGUGGAGGUGGAAGACACAGGCUUUAGGAUAUGGAACAGAGGAGGAGAAAAACCAAACGGAGUAGGCAUCUUAGUUGACAAGAGCCUUAAGAACAGAAUCUUUGGCGUUACAAGAAAAACUGGGAUCAUCCUAGUCAAGCUCAUAGUUAGUCAUAUGGUUUUGAAUGUCAUAAGUGCGUCUGCCGCACAAGUAUAUGUAAGUGAGGACGCCAAGCAGAAGUUCUGGGAAGAUCUGAAUGGCCUGGUCAGAGGUGUGCCUAGUAGUGAGAGGCUUAUCAUUGGAGGAGACUUCCACGGUCACGUUGGCAGAAGUAGGGAGGGGUUUCACAGGGUGCAUGGAGGGUUUGGGUAUGGUGAUAAAAACCAAGAAGGAGAAGAAAUCUUGAAUUUCGCUUUAGCCAAUGACCUCAUGGUAGCUAACACCUUCUUUAAAAAGAAAGAAUCCCAUAUUGUUACCUUUAUAAAUGGUGAGUACUCUAGCCAGAUCAACUUUUUUCUUGCUAGGAGAGGGGAUAGAAAGGAGUGCAAGGAAUGUAAGGUUAUACCUGAAGGAUGUGUUGUCUCACAACAUCAGCUCUUGGUAUCCGAUUUUGU